Trichophyton rubrum CBS 118892 is the source of this 327-nucleotide messenger RNA. RefSeq lists its product as uncharacterized. The record is from RefSeq and is a predicted model, not a curated record. Lineage: Eukaryota; Fungi; Ascomycota; Eurotiomycetes; Onygenales; Arthrodermataceae. The transcript has a single exon. The coding region runs from base 1 to 327 and encodes 108 amino acids.
AUGGGCCCUGCGCAAGAAGUGGACAGCGAAGAGUUCUUUCUUGAUAGCGACAGAGCUUUAGGAGUAUCUGAUGGCUAUCUACACCACAGUCUCACGACGAUAGCAUCAUUCUCGCUAUUCCUCUUCUCUCUGCCUCUCCCACCUCUCUCUCGCUUUGCUCCAUUCCACAUCCGCCUCCCUCUUCUGUCCCAUUUUCCACUCCUUUCGUCUCUCUUUCUCCAUAGCUUUCUCCCUCUUUAUCUCUGCUUCCCGCUCCUUGUGUCUCGCCUUCUCUCUCUUCUUUACCUCCCACUUUGCUCUCCCCCACGCAGGCAUCUCGGCUUGUAA